AUACACACGCAAAUAGGGGAAAAGCUAUUCGAUAGUUGCAGCGAAGAAAACCGAUCUCAAUUCUGAACCUGUUCUUUUCACAAGAGCCAUAAAAGGAAUGGCAUCUACAGCGGCACCAAACCCAUGUUCGCUAUCUCGCACUAAUGGCUCGCAAAGAUCAAAUUUUUCCGGCACAUUCUCAUUCAAGAUCCCAUAUUUUUCAGACCCUCGAAGCCCAAAACUCGUUUCGGUUCAAUCGCACAACCCCAACCUCGAUUCCUUCAAAAUGGACCAAACAGCUUCCGGGUUCGGAUCUGGGCCCGACGCUUCGGCCCAUUUGCAUGCUUCGCCGUCCGCCUCUGCCGCUAUUGAUUUUCUCACAUUGUGCCACCGUUUGAAGUCUACUAAGCGAAAAGGAUGGAUCAAUCAUGGGAUAAAGGGACCUGAGUCAAUAGCUGAUCAUAUGUACCGUAUGUCAUUGAUGGCUUUGAUUGCUGAUGAGCUUCCUGGUGUCAACAGAGAAAGGUGCAUCAAGAUAGCAAUUGUUCACGACAUUGCAGAAGCUAUUGUUGGUGAUAUAACUCCAUCUGAUGGUGUGCCAAAGGAAGAAAAAAGCCGAAUGGAACAAGAAGCCUUGGAUGAAAUGUGCAAGGUUCUCGGAGGCGGAAUGAGAGCUGAGGAGAUCAAAGAACUGUGGCAAGAGUACGAAAACAUCUCAUCUAUAGAGGCCAAACUUGUGAAAGAUUUCGACAAAGUUGAAAUGAUUCUGCAAGCACUAGAGUAUGAAACAGAGCAUGGAAAGGUCUUGGAUGAAUUUUUUCUGUCCACAGCAGGAAAAAUUCAAACUGAAAUCGGAAAAAAAUGGGCAGCCGAAAUCACUUCCAGGAGAAACUCGCAAUUAGCGGAUAGGCUUAACUAGCAAUCCUCUUGUUGCAUUCUUUUUUGUCCCCAGUUAGUAAUAAUAUGUUUAUUAGUAGCUAGUUCGCUACAGUUCGACAAAAUCGCAUCUUUGUUUACGCAAAUUCUUGACCGAGUUUUUUUUCCAGUAGAAGAGUGUAUCCUCCCUUUUUAUUAUUCUCGGCUCUUUUUNUUUGUUGUUU
This is a messenger RNA of Striga asiatica, 1079 nucleotides long. Lineage: Eukaryota; Viridiplantae; Streptophyta; Magnoliopsida; Lamiales; Orobanchaceae. The record is from the annotation of a GenBank genome assembly.